Diorhabda carinulata is the source of this 2396-nucleotide messenger RNA. It is a transcript of the gene Hrd3, whose product is annotated as protein sel-1 homolog 1. Gene Ontology annotation, molecular function: protein binding. Gene Ontology annotation, cellular component: endoplasmic reticulum membrane. The transcript has 9 exons. The record is from RefSeq and is a predicted model, not a curated record. The coding region runs from base 126 to 2312 and encodes 728 amino acids. Gene Ontology annotation, biological process: ERAD pathway. Lineage: Eukaryota; Metazoa; Arthropoda; Insecta; Coleoptera; Chrysomelidae.
AUUGACAUUUGUCAUUACUGUUGAUUUACCUGUGAGCUGUUUGUUAUUUAUAAGUAGAUGAGUUGGAUUGUUGAUAACAAGUAAAAAUUUUUAUAUUAAAAAGUAAUUUGUGAAAGUUAUUUAGAAUGCGAUACAAAUAUCGUUUAUUAUCGUUAUUUUUAAUACUAAUUUGUUGUGAGUUCUCUGACGAAAAUUUACAAGGACCUACAGAGGAUAAAAAAAAUAAAAAUGAAAACGAGUCUCCGAAGAAAAUGGAAUUCGUGGCUUCCAUCGAAGAACGUGAUGGUGCAACGGCUAUAAGAAUCGAACAGGCGCCCGAUUUAACCAACGAAAGGGAACAAAAAAAAGAACUUUCAGGCGACGAUAUUGAAAACCAAAUAUCCGAAGCAGUGGAUUUGUUUAUGUUGGAUCGAGCUAAAGCUAUACAAAAAAUCGUCCAACACAUAGGAAUGGUGAAUAACCUACAAGAAAGUGCGGUUUUUAACGAACCCGAAGAAUUACCUCCCGUACCGGAAAAAGCAUCGGAAAUAAAAGAUUUAACAGAAGAUGAAUUGGAAGCUAAAAAAAUUUUUGAUUCGGCUACAGGGAUUUUGAAUAAGACGAAACCGGACAGGGAGAAAGCUUAUCAGCUGUUGAUGGACGCUUCUAAUAAGGGGAACGCCGACGCUAAAGCCAUGGUAGCAUGGGCUAAAUUAUUUGGAAACCCUUUGAAACAGGAUAUUUACAUAGCAAAGGAGAUGUUUACGGAAUUGGCGGACAUCGGUAACCCGGACGGACAUACAGGUUUAGGGUUUUUGUACGCUACUGGCUUGGCAGUUAACGUUAGCCAAGCCAAAGCUUUGAUACAUUACACUUUUGGAGCUAUUGGGGGAAAUUCUUGGGCACAAAUGGCUUUGGGCUAUCGAUAUUGGGCUGGAAUUGCAGUAACUCCCAGUUGUGAGAUGGCUUUGGAUUAUUACCGACAAGUGGCAGAUAAAGUAAGUCAAGGUGUAUCUUUCGGGGGCGGCGCGGCAAUACAAAGGAUACGUUUGUAUGACGAAUUAGAGAACGGAUACACAUCCGGUAUCCUCGACAACGAUCUCAUCGAAUAUUAUCAACUUUUAGCGGAAAAGGGGGACGUCCAAGCGCAGGUCGGUUUGGGGCAGCUCCAUUACCAAGGGGGCAGAGGAGUCGAUUUGGAUUACCAGAAAGCGUUGCAUUACUUCACGGACGCAGCUAACGCCGGUAGCGCUUUAGCUAUGGCGUAUUUGGGAAAGAUCUAUUUGGACGGUAGUGACGAAAUACCGGCUAAUAACGACACGGCUUUCAAAUAUUUUAAGAAGUCUUCUGAUUUGAACAACCCCGUGGGUUUGAGUGGACUGGGCUUGAUGUAUUUGUAUGGUAAGGGCGUGGAAAAGGAUUACGCCAAGGCGCAUCAGUAUUUUUUGCAGGCUGCCGAACAGGGUUGGGUGGAUGGGCAGUUGCAAUUGGGGAACAUGUAUUUCAACGGUUUGGGUGUUAAAAAAGACCACAAAGCGGCCAAUAAAUAUUUUUCGUUGGCAUCUCAAUCGGGACACGUUCUAGCCUAUUACAAUUUAGGACAGAUGCACGCUCAAGGAACGGGUUUAUUGAGAUCGUGUGCCACCGCGGUGGAAUUAUUCAAAAACGUCGCCGAGCGAGGCAAAUGGGGCGAAAUAUUGAUGCAGGCGCACACAGACUACCGCAACGGCCGUUACGACGAAUCAUUCGUCCAAUACGCCCUUUUGUCCGAAUUGGGUUACGAAGUAGCCCAAAGCAACGCCGCCUUCCUAUUAGACAGAAACGAAAUUCCGAUGCUGUCGACGCCGGAGGCCCUAGUAAGGGCGCUCCUCUAUUGGGGCAGGGCCGCCGCUCAAGGUUAUUCCGCCGCCCAGGUGAAAUUGGGGGAUUAUUAUUAUUACGGUUUGGGAACGGCGACGGAUUACGAAACGGCGGCGGUACAUUACCGAUUGGCGUCCGAUCAACAGCACAACGCCCAGGCGACAUUCAAUUUGGGUUACAUGCACGAGCAAGGCUUGGGAAUGGUUAAGGAUAUGCAUCUGGCGAAACGUUAUUACGACAGGGCCGCCGAGUUGAGUCCCGACGCUAAGGUCCCGGUGGCGUUGGCGCUUAUCAAAUUGAAUGUUUUGUUUAGUUUCGAAAGUUUACAAGAGUUUUUAUUGCAGAGCCCUUUGCACCACCUGCUCGGCAUCCACGAAACCGUAGGAUCCGAUUGGGAUUUGUAUUUAAUAACGACUUUAAUCACAAUCCUAGCGGGAAUAGUCUAUUUUAGAAGACCACAAGCCAUCGCUUAAUCAACAAACUAUACCAAAACGUUAAUUCGAUUCGUGAUAUUUUUAUUUGUAUUUAUUAUGUAAAUAUUAGACUUUAUAAGGUUU